Messenger RNA from Arctia plantaginis, 3129 nucleotides. The record is from the annotation of a GenBank genome assembly. NCBI's taxonomy places the organism in Eukaryota, Metazoa, Arthropoda, Insecta, Lepidoptera, Erebidae.
AUGGAAGACGACAAAACUGAAUCCCAUGUGACGGAGGAUUCGGAAGGUUCUGGUAUGGACAGCGAUGAUCCUCUCACAGCGACCGAUACCAAAUAUGGUAAAAGUUUUAGACAUUUCACGAGAGAAGCUCUACCGAGGCUGGACAACUACAGGAACGUAUUAUCGCUACAUGCGGCCCCUCGACCGACGUUGGAUGAGCUGCAUAACGCCUCACUAUCUAGGAAGCCAGGUCAAACUUUAGAGAAAGAUAUGGCUGACAGGACGAUGGAAAGUCCAAACAUGAAAUUUGGAUGGAUAAAAGGUGUGCUGAUGCGGUGCCUUCUCAACAUAUGGGGUGUGAUGCUGUUCCUCAGGCUGUCGUGGGUUGUUGGACAAGCUGGAGUGGCGCAGUCAAUGCUCCUGAUCCUCACAACAUCCGUGGUGACCACCAUCACAGCGCUCUCCAUGUCCGCCAUCAGCACCAACGGAGUUAUUAAAGGAGGAGGCACAUACUACAUGAUAUCACGGUCUCUGGGCCCCGAGUUCGGUGGCUCUAUCGGCCUGAUAUUCUCAAUGGCGAACGCUGUAGCGUGUGCUAUGUAUGUUGUUGGGUUCGGAGAGUCACUCAUCACCCUUAUACCGGACACGGCUUUAAUGAUUAGCAAGAGUUGGGACCAGGCCAUAUACGGCUGUAUAACAAUAGUACUUCUCACCGGUAUAGUUAUAGUCGGAAUGGAGUGGGAAGCUAAGGCACAGAUAGUCCUGCUGAUCGUACUGCUAGCGGCGAUAGCAGACUUCUGCAUAGGAACCAUCAUCGGGCCCAAGAGUGACGUAGAAAUUGCGCAGGGGUUCAUCGGUUAUAAUAUGACGGUCCUUCACAAUAACAUGGGUCCUGACUAUAGGCUGUUUGAGGGAGUUGAACACAAUUUCUUCUCUGUGUUUUCUAUAUUUUUCCCGGCAGCGACUGGGAUAUUGGCUGGAGCUAACAUUUCUGGAGACUUGAAAGACCCCUCAAAAUCGAUACCAAAAGGCACUCUUCUAGCGAUCUUCCUGACGACCCUCUCGUACCUGCUCAUCGCGUUGCUGGCCGGCUGGACGGUUCUGCGGGACGCGUCCGGGGACGUGGCGGAUAUCGCCAACUUCACCAUCUCCGACUGUGCCCUCAACGGCACUUGUCUGUAUGGCCUGCAGAAUAGCAAUGAUGUGAUCCGUCUGGUGUCGGGCUUCGGUCCGCUGAUCUACGGCGGCUGCUUCGCCGCCACGCUCUCCUCCGCGCUCGCCUCGCUCGUCAGCGCGCCCAAGGUGUUCCAGGCGCUGUGUCAAGACAAGCUGUACCCGUACCUGGAGUUCUUCGCGAAGGGCUACGGGCCCAACAACGAGCCCGUGCGCGGGUACGUGCUGACCUUCGUCAUCGCGCUCGCCUUCAUACUCAUGGGAGGGCUUAACCAGAUCGCGCCGUUGAUAUCGAACUUCUUCCUCGCUGCGUACGCGCUCAUCAACUUCUCAACGUUCCACGCGAGCUUGGCCAAGCCGGUCGGGUGGAGACCUACCUUCAGGUUCUACAACAUGUGGUUGUCGCUGCUGGGUUCUAUGCUGUGCGUGGCGAUCAUGUUCGUGAUCUCGUGGUCCACCGCGCUCGUCACCUUCGCGGCCCUACUGGCUCUCUACCUGCUCGUGUCUUAUCGGAAACCAGAUGUGAACUGGGGUUCAACGACUCAAGCGCAGACUUAUAAGACUGCGCUGUCAGGGGUCUACUUGCUCAACGCUGUCACUGAACAUGUUAAGAACUAUAGGCCACAGAUCUUGGUGCUGACAGGGUUUCCAGGAGAGCGGCCCAUACUGACCGACUUCACGUACCUGCUCACUAAGGGACACUCACUUAUGCUUUGCGGGCAUAUAAUGCAGGGCGCUGUGAGCCACCGCGGCCGUGAGGCGCUGUGCAGUCGCGCCUACCACUGGUUCAGCCGCCGCAAGAUCAAGGCCUUCUACACCAUCGUCGAUGAUGUCGGCUUCAAGGACGGAGCCAGUGCCUUAGUGCAGGCAAGUGGUAUAGGAAAGCUGAAACCAAAUAUUCUACUGAUGGGAUUCAAAGAGAACUGGCAGACGUGCGAACAAAACGAAAUCAUUGACUAUGUUGAGGUUAUGCACAAAGCGCUGGACAUGCACAUGGCCAUAGCCUUGCUCCACGUGGAGGGGGGACAGUACACCAGCGAAGCGCUUGACGACGAUCUGUUGGCAUAUCUGACAGAUAUUAAUAUAAAGGACCUAUCCACUUUUUCACGUUCUAAAGGGGAUAACAAGGAAUCGAAAUCGAACGAGAGUCUCAACAUGCACUCUAGAGGCAGCAGUAUGUCAGAUGUAUCGAUGGGCUCGCCACAGUUGAAUCGCGCGGUCGUUACCGACCCGGCUGCAAAAACCAAGACUAAGGAACCAUCACAGAAGUCUACGGAAAAAGAAAGCGGCGGCGUGAUGGCGCGGCUGCGGGCGGGCGGCGCGGUGGGGGGCGCGGUGGGGGGGGCGGUGCGGCGCGCGCUGGGCGCGGGCUCGGUGCGGCGCGCCUCGUCGCUCACGUCGGCCGAGCUCUUCACGCGCCGCCAGGCCGGCACCGUCGACGUGUGGUGGCUCUACGACGACGGAGGUUUAACCCUUCUACUGCCGUACAUACUGUCUACACGCCGCGCGUGGUCAUCAUGUCCGUUACGCGUUUUCACACUGGCCAACAAGAACACAGAACUUGAAUUAGAAGAGAGGAACAUGGCAUCUCUACUAUCUAAGUUCAGAAUAGACUACUCCGCAUUGAAGAUGGUGCCGGACAUCACGCGAAGACCGAAGGAUUCCACGCUCGCAUACUUCGACAAACUUAUCCAACCAUUCCGAAGCCCCGAUGAUAACGACUCGGACGGCGGAAUCACAGAAGCAGACCUGAUAGCUGCUCAAGAUCGAACCUACCGUCACCUACGCCUGCGGGAGCUCAUAUCCGCACAAUCUCGAGGAGCCAGACUUGUCUGUGUAACAUUACCAAUGCCGAGACGAAGGGGAAUCGUGCCCCCUCCCUUGUACCAGGCCUGGUUGCACGCCAUAGCCACUGCUGCUGAUAGAACACUCCUCGUCAGGGGGAACCAUGCUGCUGUGCUUACCUUCUACUCUUAG